Molecule: messenger RNA, 1125 nt
Organism: Chilo suppressalis (striped riceborer)
Lineage: Eukaryota; Metazoa; Arthropoda; Insecta; Lepidoptera; Crambidae
Source: the annotation of a GenBank genome assembly
AUGUGUUCCGAAUCGGUGCCGAAGAAUUUUGAAAAAGCAUCGGAUAUAUUACCUUUGUUAACAUAUGGCUUAACAAGUGUUAAAGAAUUUUGCAAAGCGGAAGAAGAAAAAAGUCAUCAAGAAUGGCUAAAAAAAGCUGGUUUGGAUGAAGAAGAACUUCAUUUGCUGAAUGAAAUUCAGUCUGAUUUGCCUAAACAUUCUAGUAAAAUAGAGUCAAGCAUACUCAACACUAAACUUGAAAGCAUAAGAAAUAAAAUCAGUAAUUUACCUGAAAAUGAUGGCUCUUCAAAACAAAAUGAUCAAGAUCUUGAGAGGCAUACUAGUAGAUUUUAUCCUAAAGGACAUCCUAUGCAUCAGCUUAAGGAACUUGAAGAAAAUAUUUUUGGACAUUUGAAGGAUGAUCGUUUGCCAAUAACAAAACGUAGAAAAAUAUUGAGGCAUCUGGAAAGAAAACAAGAAAGAACGCUUUCAAAACAAAUCCUAACACCAGUCAUAAGUGACCAAGUGAAUCAACAGAUGACAGUGAAUAGACAUGGAAGUCUGUGGGAUGUAAAAGAAAUUCCUCCUACAACCUCAGUAACACAAUCAAAACUUUCUUUGCAUGAAAACAGAAAUAAUGAAAUGGAUGGUAAAGGAAUGUCUAAGAUUGGUCCAAGACAACCAACUAUGUAUACUGUAAAAGAAAAUAAGAUUGUGAGAUUAGAGCCUUUGAAUGAUCAAGAUGAGGUUAAGGCUGUAGAUAUUGUUAUACCAGUUAAUUCAGCCGAAGUUCAAUUAUUAGAAGGUACAAAAAUGUCUUUAAAUAACAUUAGAAAAAUUGACAGAUUUAAAGGCUAUGAACCAGGAAUACCAUCCAAGGUUUUGUAUUUGAAAAAUAUUGCACCAUCUGUGACACAAGAUAGACUAUCAUCAUUAUUUAAGCAAUUUGUUUAUGACAAUGGUGGACCAAUAGAUGUUAGAUUGAUGUCUGGACGCAUGAGAGGGCAGGCUUUUGUAGCCUUUCAAAAUGAAACCAUGGCUAAACAGGCUUUGGAGGAUGUCAACGGUACUAUAAUUAAAGGUCGACCAGUUAUUAUUCAAUUUGGAAAGAAUAGCAACAGAAUACAAACUGACAAAAAUAGAUAA